CCUGUGAAGAAUUUCGGACAUUUAAGCUUCGCGGCGGUAAAGCCAAGUAUUUUUUGCGAUGGGUUUCGUCGUGAGCAAAAUUUGGCCACUUUGGAGUCCAGCCGGUUAUGAUGUGCCGGAUGAGGCUACCGGACUGACGCCUCGACAGAAGAAUAUUGUCCAGAACACAUGGAAAAUUGUGAGGGCGGACACGAAAAAGAAUGGAAUAGCCUUCUUUAUGCGGUUUUUCGAGGCUCAUCCUGAGUAUCAGAAACUCUUCAAAGGUUUCGCCGAUGUCCCGAAGUCAGAGCUGCCUAAGAAUGGCAAGUUGCUGGGGCAUGCCCUCUCUGUCAUGUAUGCUAUCAAUUCUAUCGUGGACAAUCUGAAUGAUCCUGAAAGUCUGGUGCAAGUGUUGGAAAAGAUUGGAAUCAGUCACGGACCAAGGAAAAUUACCGGGUCGCAUUUUCAGAAUCUCGCUAUAGUGUUGAUAAAUUUCCUCAAAGAAGCUCUGGGCCCAAGUCUCAUGGACGCGACCGCUGAAGAAGCUUGGCGGAAGUCUCUGGAAGUUGCGAACAGUCUCAUCAUCAAAGCUUUGGAGAUGAAAGACUCUUAAAAGACUGCUCGACUUCAAAAUGCCGUAGAGCAGCGGAGCAUUUUGUAAAACUUUAUUGAGAUUCAGAAAUGACAAGAAAUUAUUUGCAUGCGAUUUUUGAUUUUUACCACAAAAUCUUUCCGUUAUGUGCUUUUGUGAUGCACCGUCAUUUUUUACGAAACGUUCUGUAUAAUUUCUUUGUACAGUAGAUUCCCAACCAUGCGGUAGAAGGGCAGGUGGGAUAACAGAAAGUGGAUAGAUUGGUGUUUUAUAACUGCUUAUUUCCUCUAUUUCAUACCAUUAAAAACACUCUAAGCUUGCUCUUAUUCAUAUUUUCUAAACCUUUAUUAUAGGGCAAUAUUUUAAAAAUAUAUAUAUGCUAUAUACUGUCCUAUCUGUUUCAAAAACUUGAUUGAAAGUGCAAAUCCAAGAAUAAAAAUAUUGCACACUUAUUAAGAUGAAUUUUAUAAGUUUUGUUAAUAGCAAAACAGUUAAAAUCAACAUACUAUAUAAUAUGGAUACAUACAUUUUAAAAAUAAAUGAAAUAUUAACAUAAAACAGUCUUAAUUCCUUCAAAAAUUAAUUAAACUUAUUUCACAUUUAAUGACUAAAUGCUCAAGCUAAUAAUAAAAUGGUAAGGAAAUCCGUGUGUUGCGUGCUUCAGUUUGCGUUAUUCACACAACAAGAACUAGAAUUUUAACACCCAUCUGUUUAAAGCAGCUUCGCAUAUCAAAUUAUUUUAUUAUUACUAUUUUCAUUUUUUAGGCUAGAUAGUCGAAAAUCAAUUAUAUUUAGUGAUAUACCAUUACCAUUUGAAACUCAAUUCAAUUGAAAAUGUUUUUAAAAAUUUCUCUCCCCGAGAUUAUUAAUCAUGAGAUUUUCAUAUACUCCCAUCUCUUGCACUUUUAUAAUUUUUAUAAUCAUUUGUGUUUAAUACAUCAUUUAUGUUUAAAAUUUAUUUUAUUAACUGGAGAUUUAGUUAAAAUUUUAAAUCUUAAAUAACAAUCAAAAUAUGUUUUUUCUUCAUAAGGUACUUAUUUGUGAAUGUUACUUUCUUUUAAUAAAGACCAUGAAAGAAUGAA
Molecule: messenger RNA, 1653 nt
Organism: Argiope bruennichi
Lineage: Eukaryota; Metazoa; Arthropoda; Arachnida; Araneae; Araneidae
Product: globin-1-like
Exons: 3
Coding region: 59-592 (177 amino acids)
Biological process (GO): oxygen transport
Cellular component (GO): hemoglobin complex; extracellular region
Molecular function (GO): oxygen binding; heme binding
Source: RefSeq, a predicted model, not a curated record